This is a messenger RNA of Lytechinus variegatus (green sea urchin), 6716 nucleotides long. RefSeq lists its product as uncharacterized. NCBI's taxonomy places the organism in Eukaryota, Metazoa, Echinodermata, Echinoidea, Temnopleuroida, Toxopneustidae. Gene Ontology annotation, cellular component: cell surface. The transcript has 34 exons. The record is from RefSeq and is a predicted model, not a curated record. The coding region runs from base 152 to 6493 and encodes 2113 amino acids. Gene Ontology annotation, molecular function: heparin binding.
AAGCUCAUCUUCUUGAUCAGUCAGAGUCAGGCACAGAGUCGGAGAGCCCCGGCAGAUUCCUGAAUUGGUCCGUGUGCCCCUCGAGAGUGAGUUGACAUCCCGAUCGGCCUGGUAGCUGGUAGAUGUGCCUUUGCUGAUACGCAGAACCAGGAUGCUCUUCAAGGCUCUUCUAAGUGGCACAUCAUUGCUGCUCCUCGUGCUCCUAAUGACCCAAAGAUCUAAUGGCUCGACACUCCCAGAAGAGUUUCAUCCCCGUGAGGAUCUGGUGGACUUGACCGGAGACGAGAGGGAGAUCCUGACUGCCUUCAGACAAUACCUGGAUUCUUCUCUCCGAAACUACCAAAGAGAACUGCACACAACCUACUCUCAAAAUACACUGGAGUUCAACAGGCGCAAGAAACGAGAAUUACUCGUCAAUGAGGACCUCUCGUGGGACAUCCAGUUUGAAGCAAGCUUUUCAACAGACAUCUCCAUCAUCAAGUAUUUUGAAAGUGACGGUGAUCAUUACGUCAUAGUGGGUUUCAACAAGGUUGAUGAAGGGAUAUACCAAGUGGAUGCAGAGAUCUUCAAGUAUUCUUCUGGAGCGUUUUCUUCGACAGGAGUGACGUUUAGAACGAAUGGGGUGAAGGAUAUUGAACCGUUUCUUCUCGAAGGAAAAACAUACAUAGCCGUGGCCAAUGGUCAGUUUGGUGCCAAUAGAUAUCAGGGAUUUUCACAGGUACUGACCUUUGACCCCUCAGUCCCUUCGGUCAGCCAUGUCCAGUACUUCUACACCUUUGGAGCUGCUGCUUUGGAAGCCUUCAUCUACGAAGGAGACACGUAUCUAGGAAUUGCGAACGGUCGGAUUGACUCUUAUAACAAGUACCAGACUUCAACUGUGAUAUACAGAUUUGCUGGAGCUCAUUUUGAUGAGGUGGCAUCGGUUCGAACAGUAGGAGCAAGCGAUAUAGCUCACGCAAUCUUGGGAUAUGAGCUAUACAUCGCUAUAGCACAGUAUCAGGACAACGAUGGGAGUUACGAUAAAGGCACCCUAUUUUACAACAUGUAUGUGGAUCCUUCUACGGAUGAGAGUGGCGUCACAAUGAUUAAAAAGCAAGUACUGGCCAGCACUGCCCCUACCUCUCUCAAAUUCUUCGUACAUUAUGGAUACAACUAUCUUGCUAUCAGCAAUCAUCUUGAGGUCACAGAUGGUGUAGAAAGUACAUUGACUGAUUCUUCAAUUUAUUGGUGGGCAUCGGACGAACAGUUUAUUGAAUACCAGACGAUAAGCACUGAUGGGGCCAUUUCCUUUGAAUAUUUAGAUUUGGAGUAUGAUCCUAAGCUACUUGUAGCAGUUGACCGGACUGGGCUUCGAUUCUUCGAGUUUACCGAUGAUGCUGCGUGGGAGGAGACUGAUACGAAUCUCUACCUCUACGAAUCUUCUACCAGACUUUCUGAUGUUCAUCUCGAAGCAUUCAGUAUGGAUAGCACCGAUUACAUAGCGAUAUCUGGCGAGCUAUUCUGGACAACUGAACAUCGAAAUCUGACAGAGUCCAACUUCUUUUCAUUCGUGCACGUCAAUGACACAACUGUGACAAACGUCACUGAGGGUAUUUAUCUGCCCAGCUGCAUCAAAGAGCUCACAGAAAAGACUGCGGAAGGAAUAACGAACAUCACAGACCUCACAAACGAAUUAUCCGAAAGAGGAUUGAGUAAAACAAAAGAAAAACAAGUUAUCACCAGCAACAUUGUGAUCACAGGAACAGCUCAACUUCCGGUCCUGAAAACCAAAACACUUACGAUUGAGAGUGGACAGGAAUACGAGGUGGACCCUGCACUAAUUCAAGCUAUAGAUGCCAACGGUGCUGAUUCUACGGCUCUCCAAGCCCAUCCUCCAAACUUUGUUACCAAAUCAACGGAACAGACCAUAGAAGGUUCGAUAACAUUGAGUGCUCCGAAGACAAUUGUCAGUGGCAAUGCCCAGGCGGACUCUUUCACGGCAGACGAUAAUUACAUCAAUGAAAUCGAUCUUUCAUAUAUCGAUACAAAUGCAUUAAGACUCACCGGUUCACAGACUAUGACGGGGCAGGCGGAUUUUGUUACUGACGUCACAGUAGGGACAAGCGUAACGGUGUCGGGGGAUAUCAAUUCUAUAACCGUGCCAGAUGACGUGAUGGACAAACCGUCAUCUCAGACCGUUGCUGGCUCAAAAACCUUUGAUGCUAAUGUCAACAUUAACGCAAACGUUGACAUUAAGGGUAACAUCAACGACCUGGAUUUGAACAGCGAUGUUGUGUUGUCAAGCCGAAGUGCCACAGUCGCUGGUGCUAAGACAUUCUCCCAACAAAUCAGCUUAAGUCAGCCCAUGGGUGUAUCGGCGGGAAAAACAGUGGAUACGGUUGAUGUAUCGGAGUUUAGCAGCCUUGUUCUGUCUAUUGAAAAUGGUGGUGUUAUUACCGGUGAUGUUGAUUUCGAUAGUACCGUCGAUAUCCCAGGAGACGUAUCGAUAGAAGGAAGCCUCAUUAAUGAUGUCGAUUUUACCAGUGCAUAUAACGAUGCUGUGUUUUAUGAUACCGAGCAAACUAUAACAGUUUCUAAGACGUUCCUCAAUGACCUGAAGAGCGAAGAUGACGUCACCGUCGAUGGUGAGGUCAACGGUGUGGAUAUAUCUGAGAGUGUGUUCACACUGUCAGGAACACAGACCAUUGACACACAGAUGGUGAUCGUUGAUGGCAGUGUAACAGCUAAACAGGAUGUCAACUUGACUGGGACGGUGAAUGGGAUCGAUCUAUCUGAGGAAGCCGUCUUCUCGGACAUUGUCCAAACUAUAACAGGUACUGUGAUCUUCACAAAAGAUAUUGUUGUGGCUGGGAAUACCAUAGUUACCGAAGGAACGACCGUAGAUGGUGUCGAUAUUAGUGCAUAUGCAGAAACAGCUAUCAAGAUCAUUGAUGAACCACAGAGCAUGGCUGGAGUGAAAACAUUCUCUAAGACCGUAACAGUAUCUGGCAGCAUCACGGUCUCCGGUGACGUCAACGGUGUGGACAUCGAGGAUCUAUACGAUGACGUCUUGGCGAAGGGUAGGGAACAAACAUUUGAAGUAGAGGUGGAAGCCACAGGCUCCGUCGAAUUAUCGGGAGCCGUUACCCUACAGAGUACCAUUGAUGACCUCACUAUCCCAGAUGACUUUGUACUUCUUGGUGAAAGUGGAGAUAUAGGCGGUUACAAGACUUUCUCUGAUCUAGUUUCUAUAUCUGGAGCUCUCACAAUGGGUGACACAAAAACGAUCAAUGGCGAAGAUCUCUCCGCAUUUAAUGUAAAUAUCUUGAAGAUAAGUGGAAAUCAGGAACUGUCGCUAGCUGGAAUAUCUUUUGACUCUGCAUUGUCCAUCAUUGGUGACGUCACCGUAACUGGAACAGUGGAAGGAUACACAAUACCAACCGACUUGGUGUUACUCGCCGAGGCUGAAGAGAUUUCAGAUUGCAAGACGUUUAGCGACGCGAACGUCGUCAUAUCAGGAGACAUAAGCACGCCUGAUCUCAAUGUGGCUGGGACCGUUGACUUGGUUGAUAUCGAUACGCUGUAUAGCGAUGCUGUAAUGACGGCUUCUGGGGGAGAUUGUACUAUCGCUGGAAGGAAGACCUUCCCAAACUUUGAAGUGACAGGUGAAACAUCAGUCGAAGGGACGGUUGAUGGAGUCAACCUAUUGACCCUGAAGAACACCGCCGUAUAUUUGGCUGGCGCGCAGGAUGUUGCUGGUGAUAAAUCGUUCUCAGCUGGAACCACAAUUACGGGUAAUGUUGCAGUUACAAACCACGUCAACUCGGUUGAUUUUGCACAGAAAUCCGGUGACGUCAUCUACAAAGAUACUAUUGGAGAAAUACGGGGCGCGAAAACGUUGUCUGGAGGCUUGGCAGUCACUGGUGAUAUGGAUGUAGAUGGUUUAAUUAAUGGUGUGAAUGUAACUCUCCUUGAUGAAACAUAUCUAUCUAAGCAGUAUGAACAGACCCUUGAUGGAAAGAAGACAUUCAAAGAAUCACUUACUUUAGCAAACCUGGAUUUAGCCAGUGGAAAGACGCUAGACACCGUAGAUCCGAGUAAUUUCUUACUCUUGGCUGAUGAUGAAACCCUAAGUAAUGACGUGUCAUUCUCUAAAGCUGUAACCAUUCAAGGAAGUGCUGAUGUUGAAGGAUUUAUCAAUACAGUGGAUAUAGAGGAGCUUGAUAGUAAAACAGUUCGACUCACAGGAGAUAGUCAGAGCGUGAGUGGUGUGAAAUCCUUUCCAUCGAUCACAGUUAAUAACAAUAUCGUCAUAGAUCCCGGUCUAGUUGAUGGUGUAGACGUAUCAGACCUCUCAAACAGGGUUCUGCGCUCUACAGUAGAUAACGAUAUCAGUGUCAGGACAGUGUUUGAGGGCGCUGUAACAGUAUCAGGGAAUCUCUUGACAGAGGCACUGACAGGAGGAGUCAACCUAACAAACCUCUUCCAAGAUGCGGUCUUACUUAGUGAUAACAUUACGCUUGAUGGAACCGUCGUCUUCGAUUCGACAGCUGUGACGACGAUGGAGAACAUGGUGUUUGAAGAUGAUCUUGAUCUCUUGGUGAAUCUAGCCCAGUCGACCCUUGAAGUCCUGAUGACCACCACGAUACGAGCAUCUACUGAUCAGAACAUCACCGGGAAUGUUGUCUUUGAUGAUAACUUAGUUCUACAAGACUGUCUGAAUAUUGAUGGCACUACUGACUCGAUCGACAUAUCGGAGCACGCUGUACUGAAAAGCUCCGAACAGACCAUAUCAAGCUGUACAAGGUUUGGCGCUGGUUUCAGAGUGGAUGGUGACAUGACCGUUGGGGGAACUGUUGAUGACGUCAAUCUGGCCACAUUAGUUAGUUCAAGGGUUACGUACUCUACUGAACAGGACAUUACAGGUGUUUGGGUAUUUGAUGACGUCACAGUGAGCGGUAAUGUAACUAUCGAUGGAACCCUCAACGAAAUCGACGUGGGCGACGAUCUCGUGACUUUGCACAAGAACGCCGUGAUCACGGGCACUAAGUCCUUCACAGCCAGCCUCGAAGUCAUCACCGAUCUCGACACUGCUGAAAUAAAUGAUAUCGACGUUAUAGAACUGAAAAACCUGGUGGUGUUGAAUGAAGGCACAUUCAGUAUCUCGGGUGAAAAGACUUUCGAGUCCCCAAUAUCUAUCACAGCUGAUACUGACGUCACGGGUUACGUAAAUUGCGUCGAUGUUGGUCUCCUGGAUGAUAAAUAUGAAAUAACAUCGGGAGAUUUCUACAAUGAGUUGUCUCAGCUGAACGAGUCUAUGAGGGAACAUUGUAUUUCGGCUAGUACCAUGCAAACUUCCAUCGGCGACCACCCUCUUCUCCUGACCAACUGGGAGGAUCUCCAGGAAAUUGAUAAUCCUGCAGCCGGACAAUUUCAUUCUGUGGGUUUGGAGGAUGGCAACACCCUGGUCGGCCUUGCUGAAACCUACAACUCUGCAGUCGAUAGGUGCAUUGGGACACAGCUCUACCUCUGCCCCGCCAACAAGCUGGAAUGCUUCGAGGUCUUGGACACCUUGCUUCCUGCAGCUACUGUCGUGUAUCUAUACCGAUAUGAGGGCGAGACGUUCAUUGUGCUUCUACCAAGCCAGCAGGUUGGGCAAUGCGAGGAGCGUUCCGAUGAUGAAGUGGAUAUCUUGACUGUGCUGAAGCUUGAAAAUGAGGAUUACAGUGUAACCCUAACUGCUCCGCAUGCUCUUGGGGUUAGCAUGUUUGAGAUCGAUGGAAGACUCUUUAUGGCUGUUGCGAAUUACAGAGAUAUCUCAGCGCAUAACACUGACCUCAACUCGACUGUUUACGUGUACAACAACGUUACAGAAAACUUUGAUGUUUUCCAGGAGAUUAUGACACACGGAGCAUUUGCUGUUACCCACCUCAAGUGGAAAGGCAUCACUUGGCUCUGCUUUGCUAAUAAUGUUCUAGACUUCAAGUCACCGAUAUAUGUUUAUGAUUCCCAAGAAAACAAGUUUGUUAUCGACGAGAAGACGGGCACGAAUCACGCAUCCCACGUGUCGAUGUUUCUGAUUGAUGACGUACCAUUCGCUGCCAUCUCAAGCGAGAAGCUGAUUGGUGAAGAGAGCGAAGCGGAGUUUCACCGGGAGAUCACAAUCUUAGCUUACCAAAAUGGAAAAUGGAGUGUCGUCGAGGGUAUCGAAACGUAUGGUAUCAUUGAUACUGUAGCCUUCGCAAUAGAUCAUUUCGUUUACUUGGUUGGGGUGAGUUUAGAAGGCGGUGAUCUGACCAUCUACGAAUGGCAUUCGGCUGGUAUGUUCGAGCUCUAUCAGAGCAUUCCUUUCAGCAACCAGUACAGUGCUCACGCAUUCGUCCAUAACCAUGAGAUUCUCUUGGCUCUAGCUAGACCAGCGUUCACAUCCAUCGACAUCUACUCCUGGAAGUCAAAGAUUAUGAAGGCUGUUAUCAGAGGUAAAACCAAGGGUACAGUUCUGAAAGCUUGGUGAUGACUGGAAAGAAACAUGGACGACAUCACCGAAAUCUCUCGGCCGGGUCUCUCGGAUCCACAUCAACUGCAAUAACCUAUCAUGUAUUACCUUUUUGUGUGAAUAAAUCACUUGAUCAAAAUAAUGAUAGAUCAAGUCUAAAACGAAUAUAUAUAUUAUGCUGGAUAGUUAUAGAUUCUAUGAAAGUAAUUGAACCCUUUCACUUACAUUCCUUCAAGUUAAA